This is a messenger RNA of Nelumbo nucifera (sacred lotus), 414 nucleotides long. The record is from RefSeq and is a predicted model, not a curated record. Lineage: Eukaryota; Viridiplantae; Streptophyta; Magnoliopsida; Proteales; Nelumbonaceae.
AUGAUGAACAAGACGAGGGACACGGCUUCAUCGGCAGUUGAUAGAACCAAGGAAGGAAUGAACCGAGCAAAGGGAGCCGCACAGGACAUGGGGAACAGGACCAGCGGCAUGGCUGGGUCGGCUGUCGACAAGGCCAAGGAAGGAACGCAGCGAGCAAGCGAAACUGCAGAGGACAUGAGGAACAAAAUGGGUGAGAUGGCUUCAUCGGCAACUGACAGGGCCAAGAAAGGAAUGAACCGAGCGAGGGAAACCGCACAGGACAUUGGGAACAAGACGAGCGGCAUGGCUGGGGCGGCCGUCAACGAGGCAAAGGAAGGAACGCAGCGGGCAUGGGAAACUGCACAGGACGUGACAAACAAGACGGGUGGGAUGGCCGGAACGGCGGUGGAUAAGACAAAGGAGCAAGUCGGGUGA